Molecule: messenger RNA, 2277 nt
Organism: Paramuricea clavata
Lineage: Eukaryota; Metazoa; Cnidaria; Anthozoa; Malacalcyonacea; Plexauridae
Source: the annotation of a GenBank genome assembly
UGUCGCUCAAGUGCACGCCCGUGGUCAAGAGUUGGCAUCUACUUCAAGGCUUCCUGCUGGCCCGGUUUUGUCGUCUGGUGCACAGCUGUCGCUUCAACAGCUGCCACAUACUCCGCCAGCUGCAGGUUUGGCUGCACCAGGUAUGUUUUUUGCCUUUGGCUCAUACGCAACCUGCUGCUUUCGUUGUUGGCCCUGGGUUUCUCCCGGUCCCUGGUAAGACGGUGACGAACAUUAUUUCUGGUCAAUAUAUUGACUUGGCCACACUGUUACCAAAACCGUCUGACAUGCGGUCUCUUUCGCCCUUAAUUUACAUUGAUGGACAGGUAGUGGUCUCUCAAGCUUCCAAGCCGGCCCGGCGCCUGACCGAUAUUUCUCAGUGGCUGCAGACGUUUGCCCUAUACAUGCUUAUUAUGGUUGCAUAUUUGCCCAGCCGCGCUGCUGACUUGAUUCGUUACCAGCUUCUCAUUUUACGUAUGUAUACUCAGUUCGGCGGCUUAGCUCGGUACAUUUACGACGAAGCUUUUCGCCGUGACGCCGCAGCACGCCAUGUAGUUGACUGGUCCGGGAUGCAUGUCGAAUUAUACAAUUUUCACACCCUGCCUUUGUUAGCCUGAGCGUUAUCGUGUACGUACCUGCUUGGUCCGAUAUUAUAUAGUUGUUUUUGCUAGCAUUGUUUACCUGGUAAAGGCACUGUUUGUUGCGCAGGGCACUGCUUGUGCCCUGCCAUUGUUAGCGUUAUCAUGUACGUACCUGCUUGGUACAGUUUAUCUUGUGCUAGCAUCGUUUACCUGAUAGGCACGGCGUGUUGCACGAAGCACUGCUUGUGUCCUCCCCUUGUUAGCUUAUAGUGUACCUGCUUGGUACAGUAUUGGUCCUGCCAUUGUUAGCUUUAUCAUGUACGUACCUGCUUGGUACGAUUUUUUGUUUUGUUUUGCUUGCAUUGUUUAACUUCUACAGGCACUGUGGUUGCACAGGGCACUGCUUGUGCCCUGCCCUUGUUAGCUUAUCGUGUACGUACCUGCUUGGUACAGUUUAUCUUGUGCUAGCAUCGUUUACCUGAUAGACACUGCUUGUUGCACGAGGCACUAUGUGUGUCCUGUCCUUGUUAGCUUAUAGUGUACCUGCUUGGUACGGUAUAUCGUUGCAUGCGUGUAUAGAUUGUCAAAAUGUCAUUACUUAGCUCAAAUGUGUGUCGGUGUUAUUUAUUUAUUUUUUUUCUUCUGUGCGGUACUGGUCCCCCUAGCGUUUUAUUGUUUCUUUGUUUUAGCUCGUCCAACGCUUGGCCUCAAUACUCCGGUUGCUGCCGUAACCCCGCUAGUCCUCGAGGAGUUUACUCGGGAAUUAGCUGCCUAUCCCCUGUCCAAAAGGCGCUAUGUCUUAGACGGGAUUCGGCUGGGCUUUCGUGUAGGUUGGGAGCCUGAUCGGGUAUCUUUGCGUUCUCGGACGUCUAAUAUGCGCUCUGCCUCUGACCAUCCAGACGUCGUGGAUGCUUACCUGUCCUCAGAGUUAGCGGCCAGACGCGUGGCAGGCCCGUUUACCAACCUUCCGGUUCCGCUCCUUCAUGUCAGCCCCUUUGGUGUCAUCCCCAAGAAUCACCAGCUUGGCAAGUGGCGCCUUAUCCUAGAUCUGUCCUCGCCGGCUGGUCACAGUGUCAAUGACGGUAUCCCCAAGGAUCCUUACUCGUUGCAUUAUGUGAAGGUUGACGACGCCAUUCGUGCUUUGGUCGAUCUCGGCCCCGGGACGCUGAUGGCAAAGUUCGACGUCAAAGCAGCUUACCGUAAUAUCCCGAUACACCCUGAUGAUCGUUACCUCUUAGGUAUGAAAUGGCGUGAUCGUUUCUACGUUGAUCUCGUGUUGCCAUUUGGUUUGCAGGUCGGCCCCGUUUAUCUUCAAUUCGGUUGCUGAGGCCGUGGAAUGGAUCUUGGUGCAUAAUUAUGCUGUCAGCCCGCUGUUCCAUUAUUUGGACGAUUUCUUAACCAUCAAUUCGUCCAUUUGUCAAUCCCAUAUGGAUAACGUUUUUACCGUGUUUGCCCGCUUGGGUCUCCCUUUGCAUUUGCAAAAGUGCGAGGGCCCGUCCACUGUUUUGGUGUUUCUCGGUAUCGAGUUGGGUUCCGUACAGCAGUUAGCUCGUUUGCCCCGUGACAAGGUCGAUCGCAUCCUGCGGCUUCUCCAGUCGUGGUCUCGUAAGAAAACGUGUACGCGUCGUGACCUGGAGUCCUUGAUUGGCUUCCUUCAUCAUGCCUGACGAGUUGUGGUCCCUGGUCGUACCUUUCUUCG